AUGGUGGUUAAUUCGAACCCCUCGGUUUCGAAUGUGUCUCUUUCGAGUACGCGGUCUAGCAACACACAAUUGUUGAUGAACAAGCGUGUAACUGCACAGGAUUCACUGUAUUUCAUGUGUAAAUGUGUCAAGAAAAGACUAGAAUACUUGCCGCAGCUUCAACCGUACUUAAACCUGGCGCAUUCUAGUGCUGAAAUAUUAACAGAGCAUCAAGCACUUUUAUUAUCGCAGAAGCAGCAGCAGCAGAUACAGCAGCAGUCCCAAUCCAAGUCCCAACGGGGAUCUCAAUAUGAGGUUGGAAGCGGAAAUGGGAACGGUAGGAGUUCCUCUUCUAGCACUUUGCAUAGAGACUCCAGCUUUUCCGCUACUAGCUUUGGGGAUGACUCUGAACAAUCACAAUCCUUUAACAUGGAAGAUACUUUACUGACCUUUUCGGUGGGCAUUGCACCAAUAUCUGUGGAUUGCGACCCCGUGACCCAGCUCUCAAAGCUCUUUCAACAAGGGUCGCCGCUUUGUAUAAUUUUCAAUGCUGUAAGGCCGCAGAAUAAACUCACCGUUGUAUCAUCUGACGAUAUGAAGAUAUGCAAGAAAUCUAUCUACGACUUUAUUCUCGGGUUAAAACAACACUUUGCAUUUAAUGAUGAAGAACUCUUCACAAUUUCUGAUGUCUUUUCUAACUCUACAGACCAUUUCUUAAAGGUAUUGGAUGUUGUCAAUACACUACUUAAUGCAGCUCCUGAAAUAUUUCCCGCUAUCAGCACAGACUCCUUACUUGAAGCACAGCGUCUCGCAAAACCUCAAACGGAAUAUGACAAAAUUGUAAAAGAGUUUAUCGAAACAGAACGGAAAUACGUGCAUGAUCUAGAAAUCUUGAAUAAGUACAGGAAGCAGCUUCUAGACAACCAGGUGAUCAACUCAGAAGAACUGUAUAUGUUAUUCCCAAACUUAAAUGAUAUCAUUGAUUUCCAAAGAAGAUUCCUCGUAUCCCUUGAGGUUAAUGGCCAGGUACCUCCUCAAAAGCAAAGGAUUGGUGCUCUAUUCCUGCAUUCAAAGUACUUCUUUAAAUUGUAUGAACCAUGGUCCAUUGGUCAAAAUGCUGCUAUAGACUUCAUAUCGUCCAGCUUCGAUAAAAUAAGCCCCGGAAAUACGAACUUUGUCAUUGGAAAUAAAAUGGAACUUCAAUCUUUCCUCCUAAAACCGGUGCAAAGAUUAUGUAGAUAUCCUUUACUUCUAAAGGAUUUACUAGAAAAUGCUGAAAGCGAAACAAAGGAGUUAGAGCUAGCGUUAAGCAUUGCAAAGAGUAUUGCAAGGAACAUAAAUGAAAAUCAAAGGAGAACAGAAAACUAUGAAGUGGUUAAACGGCUAUAUGGACGUGUCGUAAAUUGGAAAGGUUAUCGCAUCGCCAAAUUUGGUGAACUUUUAUAUUUCGACAAAAUAUCGAUUUCGACUAGCAGCGGAAAUGAGCCAGAAAAGGAUUUCGAAGUUUAUCUUUUCGAAAAAAUCAUUCUGCUCUUUAGUGAGGUAACGCAGAAAAAGGGCAGCUCUAUUAGUCUUAAGAAGAAAAAUAAUUCAUCUUCCAUGCUACAUUUGCCUAGCUCUUCUAAUAACAAUUCUAAUGACUUCGCCAAAAAUUCAGGGAAAUUGGAUCUACGUGGCCGUAUCAUGAUUGUCAAUCUAACUCAAGUAACUCCAAUCGAGAAUCACUCUUUAAAUAUAAUAUGGGAAUCAACAAAGGAGAAAGGUAACUUCAUUCUCAAAUUCAAAAAUGAAGAAACGCGUAAUAACUGGGAAAACUGUUUACACCAACUUCUACGUCAAAUACGUAGUGAAUCUUUCAAAAGUAUUAACACUAACAGCGAUAUGUCUUCAAUGUCAUCUCCAGUUCAAUAUUCUCAUAAUAGUGUAGCGUCCAUUGGAAGUACUCUAACAAGACAAAUUUCAGAAGUGCUUCCGAAAAGCCACAUGUCCAAUGCGCGUCAAUCAUUUGCAAGUGAAUAUAGAUCCAUAUCAGAAAAUUAUAAGAAUUCCAUCCCAGAGACCAUGCUAUUACUUAGGGUUUCUUUCAACAAUGAUUUCUACACGGUGUUAGUGAAUUUAGAAUUCUCUGCUGAUGAAGUACUUCAGGCGAUAAAGAAAAAAUUGACUCACCUUGGAACCAUUACCAAGGUUAAGUACCAAGAUGAGGAUGGUGAUUUUGUCAUGCUAGAAAGUGACGAUGACUGGUAUGUGGUGAAAGACAUGUUGAAGGAAAGUAACGAGCGAUUAUUAAAUGUAUGGGCAUACACUAAUUGA
This is a messenger RNA of Kluyveromyces marxianus DMKU3-1042, 2292 nucleotides long. RefSeq names its product Rho family guanine nucleotide exchange factor CDC24 (gene CDC24). The record is from RefSeq and is a predicted model, not a curated record. NCBI's taxonomy places the organism in Eukaryota, Fungi, Ascomycota, Saccharomycetes, Saccharomycetales, Saccharomycetaceae. Bases 1 to 2292 code for a protein of 763 amino acids. The transcript has a single exon. Gene Ontology annotation, biological process: establishment of cell polarity; septin ring organization. Gene Ontology annotation, molecular function: guanyl-nucleotide exchange factor activity; protein binding. Gene Ontology annotation, cellular component: division septum; mating projection tip; cytoplasm.